UGCGGAGGCCAAAUAGUGGGCCGUUGCGCGCGCGCCCUUCCGAGUCGGGCCAUCCCCACCCCAAUAGAUAUCUCGUGUCACCGCCAGCUCACACCAGUUCUCUCCUCCACUCCCACCACCUCCUCACGCGUCCCAGCCAUGGCCAUCGAAAAGAGCUUGCCCGGCCAGAAGGGUGUUAACUGGUCUAACAUUGCUGUCACGACACUGGGGCAACCUCUGGAGGUGCUCAAGACCCAGAUGGCGGCGAACCGGUCGCAAUCCAUGUUCCAAGCCGUCCAGACCGUAUGGAGUCGUGGAGGCGUACUGGGAUUCUACCAGGGUCUGAUUCCAUGGGCAUGGAUAGAGGCUUCGACGAAGGGUGCCGUUGAGAGCAAGGUGGUGGGCCUGGGCAUGAGCCCGGGAGCAGCUGGUCUGAUUGGCGGCAUGACGGGUGGUGUCGCGCAGGCGUAUGCGACCAUGGGUUUCUGCACAUGUAUGAAAACGGCGGAGAUUACGAGGCAUAAGCAGGCGGCAACGGGCGUUAAGCCGCCCUCAACUUGGGUCGUCUUCAUGGACAUCUACCGUCGGGAAGGUCUCAAGGGCAUCAACAAGGGUGUCAACGCUGUCGCCGUCCGGCAAAUGACGAACUGGGGAUCCCGGAUGGGUUUUGCGCGGCAAGGCGAGAAUGAGAAACUGACUGCUCUGGAGAAGAUCGCAUCCUCGUCAAUAGGUGGUGCUCUUGCCACAUGGAAUCAGCCGAUCGAGGUCGUACGAGUCGAGAUGCAAUCGAUGGCAAAGUCGGCCAGCGCGGAUCCUAAACGCCCCCAGAAAGCCACCAUCGUCAGCACUCUGCAGUACGUCUACAGGGAGAACGGCCUGAAGGGCCUCUAUCGUGGUGUCACUCCGCGUAUAGGUCUCGGCAUCUGGCAGACGGUGUGCAUGGUCUCGUUCGCGGACUACGUCAAAGUCUGGGUCAAAAGCAGGUAAAGGGUCUGCUGUUACCGUGGAUUGGAUUAGAGACAUCGGACGCCUGCUAGCAGGCGGACUCAGAUUUCGUCACGGAUUUAUUGCUACGAUACUUACUCACAUAUUCAUGCUUCAAUCAUUGCUUUCUGCGUGAGGAUACACUCUCGGAUGACUCUGAACCGCUCAUUCCCUGCUCAAUCACGUGCCGCGCUUCUCAAGUUCUGCCCACACGGGGUAAGAGAAGCGCAGGUAGGAGGCGUACUAUCUCUGUGAAACUAU
Fomitopsis serialis is the source of this 1224-nucleotide messenger RNA. RefSeq names its product mitochondrial carrier. Gene Ontology annotation, biological process: alpha-ketoglutarate transport; mitochondrial citrate transmembrane transport. The transcript is spliced from 9 exons. The record is from RefSeq and is a predicted model, not a curated record. Gene Ontology annotation, cellular component: mitochondrion. Lineage: Eukaryota; Fungi; Basidiomycota; Agaricomycetes; Polyporales; Fomitopsidaceae. Bases 139 to 966 code for a protein of 275 amino acids. Gene Ontology annotation, molecular function: tricarboxylate secondary active transmembrane transporter activity.